Molecule: messenger RNA, 628 nt
Organism: Mercurialis annua (annual mercury)
Lineage: Eukaryota; Viridiplantae; Streptophyta; Magnoliopsida; Malpighiales; Euphorbiaceae
Product: protein TIFY 5A-like
Exons: 3
Coding region: 128-487 (119 amino acids)
Biological process (GO): regulation of defense response; response to wounding; regulation of jasmonic acid mediated signaling pathway
Cellular component (GO): nucleus
Source: RefSeq, a predicted model, not a curated record
UUGCUCAUUAAUCACUGUCUCUCAUUCACUAAUUAAAUUUAUUUCCUUCAAAAUAUUUAAGACAAUCUUAAAUUUCGCAAGAAUAAAAUUAUUUUUCUUAUUUUAUGUAUAUAUUAUAGUCUAAAAGAUGAGAAGAAACUGUAAUCUUGAACUCCGCCUUGUUUCUGAACCCAGUAACAAUCAGACAAUUAUGGAGAAGGAGAGGCAGCAGCUAACUAUAUUCUACAAUGGUAGAGUUUGUGUUUCUGAUGUUACAGAGCCUCAGGCUAGAGAAAUUUUGUUGCUUGCAAGUCGAGAAAUGGAUGAUAAACUGAGAACUCCAAUUGCAACCCCUAGCGAAACACCUAGUGAUUCGGAAUUUGCUUCGCCAACAUUUCCGCUAUGUAGCCCUAGUACCGGUCUUUCGAUGAAGAGAUCGAUCCAACGGUUUCUCCAGAAGAGGAAGCAAAGAGCUCAAGCAACAUCUCCCUACAACUACAAUGACUAAUCGUUAAUUAAUUGAUAUUUUGGUAAUUAAUUAUUAAUGUUAUUUAAUCUCUUUGAUUGUUUCUGAGUAGAACAAAAAUUACAGUAUAUCUUUAUGUCUAUGCUGUUUUCUUUUUUAAUAUUAUACAUAAAGUUUUCUUUA